Molecule: messenger RNA, 1777 nt
Organism: Arachis stenosperma
Lineage: Eukaryota; Viridiplantae; Streptophyta; Magnoliopsida; Fabales; Fabaceae
Exons: 1
Coding region: 154-1704 (516 amino acids)
Cellular component (GO): catalytic step 2 spliceosome
Source: RefSeq, a predicted model, not a curated record
CCGCGUUGUGUUUCUUCUAGUUCCUGGAGAACUCGUACAAAUCAAUUUUCCUAGCUCCUGAUCUGGAUUGAGGAUUUUAAUUUCACCUUUCCUUUCAUCAAUUUCAAUUACCAUUGUUCCCCCUUCUUCAUCUCUUCACGCAAUUAAGAAAACAUGCUUCAAUCACCAGGCCACUCGCCCCUCCACCUCUCUUCCCCAUCCCCUUCUCCCUCUCUGCAAAACCCUAACCCUAACACUUCAACUUCGUCAUCUUCUGCAGCAAUCGCUCCCAGACUCCCUCCCAAGAACCCCACAGUACUCGAUGAAGAUACGUACGUUGAAGCCCUCGAGAAGAUCAUCGAACGCGACUACUUUCCCGACAUCUCCAAGCUCCGAGAUCGCCUCGAUUGGCUCGAAGCCAUCAAGACUGGUGAUCCAGUCCAAAUCCGUGACGCCCAGCUCAAGAUCAUCGAGCGCCGCCGUGGUGGCUCCGACGUUCCUAAGGUAACCGGUUCUGAAUUUAGAUCCACUGUCACCCCUGGCUCCACUUUCAUGAGAAAUUUCACACCUUUUGAUGAAUUCGAUGGUAAAACACCCAAGACGCAACGUUUUGAUGUUGGUGAUGAAGAGAAUAAUAAGAGCGAUGGUGGUGGUGGUGGUGGUGGGAUUGAUACUUCUUUGGGGCUUGAUCAGUUUUUGUGGAGGUAUACGAGUGAGGAUAAUCACAGCUUCUCGAAGAUUCUGGAGAAGGUGAAUAGGAAGAGGAAAGAGAGGGUUGGGUAUUUGACGGAAGGUGAGAACAAAGAUGAUGUGAAAGGUAUUGAGGAUGCUAAGAGAGAGAGGAUAACUGACGGGUAUGGAACAUCUUAUCAGCCUCCUAGUACAUUGGAGGGAUGGAACUACACGGCGAAGAAUCUGUUGAUGUAUCAUCCUGCUGAUAAGGGUGAGGUUCCAUUGACCGAAGAGGAAAGAGCUGUUAGAAUUAAGGGCAUGACGAAGGAGAUAAGUCGUGCAAAUACUAGGUUCCAUGGUAAAACAUUGGAUUCUAGGCCGAGAGAUGAUGGAACUGUUGAGGUGUUGUAUACGCCUGUUGCCGGUGCUACUCCUGCCCCAAUGUCUCUUAGGGAAGGGGACAAGUUAAAGAAGUAUGAUCUGGAAGAUUUGAGGAAGACUCCGAACCCGUUCUAUAUGGAAUCUGCAAAGAAGGCUGAGAAUGGCUAUAGCUUUGUUAAGACUCCUUCUCCUGCGCCGGGUGUUGAUGAAUCCCCGUUUAUCACUUGGGGAGAGAUAGAAGGGACACCGUUGAGGUUGGACCCAGAGGAAACACCAAUUGAUAUUGGUGGCAGUGCAGAUGGACCACAUUAUAAGAUUCCUUCAGCUCCUGCUAGAGAUGCAAAAGCGCAUUCCCUUUCUAGGGAGGCUGCAAGGAAGAUUAGGGAGAGGUCGAAGAUGUUUCAAAAACUGCCAUUGGCUUCGCCUGUUAGAGGUGGAAGUGCUAGUCCAAGCAUGCGGACGCUUUCUCCCGCCGCUCAGAAGUUUGUAAGGAAUGCAAUUGCGAAGUCCUCAACCUCGGUUGAUGAAUCGCUUCGCGCAAGUUACCGUGGUUCUAGUCCUGCCUUGGCUACUCCUAGAAGCGUUAGUAGAAGUGUGUCAAGGUUUGGUAGGGAUGGGAGUGCUGUUUCUAGGUCUCCAUCUGUUAGAGAGGGUUCUAAUCCUCCUUGGUAAUAAUGUUGUAACAUAGUUUGUUAAAAUUUGAAGAUAAAGAGCAAUAUGAGAAUGACAGAUUUUGCAUUAUAAA